Pisolithus orientalis is the source of this 1758-nucleotide messenger RNA. RefSeq names its product heterokaryon incompatibility protein-domain-containing protein. The annotation marks the transcript as partial. The record is from RefSeq and is a predicted model, not a curated record. The transcript is spliced from 3 exons. NCBI's taxonomy places the organism in Eukaryota, Fungi, Basidiomycota, Agaricomycetes, Boletales, Pisolithaceae.
AUCCGUAGAGUGGACCCCGAAAUCGAGGUCUUGAAGGAACUCGACGAUAACAGGGCAAGCUAUGCCAUUCUUUCGCAUCGCUGGGGAACUGAAGUCACUUACGAUGAGAUGACUGGUCUCGCGGUAAUGGGGACACGACAGAGGGACAAAAUUAGGCAGCGCGACGGUUACCAGAAGAUCAUCAAGAGUUGCGAACAGGCCAACAACGACGGUUACUCAUGGUUGUGGAUCGAUACGUGUUGCAUUGACAAGCGAAGCAGUGCAGAACUCUCAGAAGCAAUCAAUUCAAUGUAUCGAUGGUACCGCAAUUCACAGAUGUGCUACGUGUACCUCAACGAUGUCGACGACUCAGCCUUUCCUACUGAACCGGAUUUUGGCAAGUUUUGCAGGUCCAAGUGGUUCUCGCGAGGCUGGACACUCCAGGAGCUCAUUGCUCCGAGGGAACUCGAAUUUUUCAACAAAAGCUGGGUACCCAUAGGGAACAAACAGGAUCUGACAUCCACCUUAGAAGGCAUUGCGCGAAUUCCGGAGAAGGUAUUGAGGAGCGAACAGGUUUUGAGGUCUUGGGAACGUCCAAGCGUCGCUCAGAUUAUGUCUUGGGCCGCUGACCGGAGAACGACACGAAUGGAAGAUCGAGCGUAUUCACUGAUGGGACUAUUUGGCGUGAAUAUGCCAAUGCUGUACGGAGAGGGUUUGAAAGCAUUUCAGCGGUUACAACUAGAAAUCAUCCGGACGGCGUCGAGCGAUUGCAGCAUAUUUGCAUGGAACCUCAAGGGACAGUUUGAGUUGCAUAAAAGUGUUCUUGCAGAUGACCCGAGCUGCUUCCGGGGCUGUCGCGACAUCGAAAAAGUGGAUCCCCGUUGGUUCGUUAAUGAACUAGAGGAAUAUUUGCGCCAGAACAGACUUAACGUGGAUGCCAAUCGGGUCGAACUCGAAUCAUUGCUUCGUGAUGUGUGUUCCCCUCUACUUUCCAAAUUCGAUGUCAGCAAUCUAGGCAUCCAAGUAUCGUUGCCAGUCGUACCCAUUGACCACGGUGACUCUGACUCUUACCUCACGGCCGUAUUGCCAUGUCGCGACCGCUAUGGAGACUUGUGGCGAGCCUCAGAAAAACAGCUGGGCGAUUAUUGUGGCGAACAUUUCGUUUUCGAACGUCGCGGGAACAUAUUCGAAGAUAUGCGGGAACUCGGUAUCGACCCCACGGAUUCACUUUACUGCCCAGUCGUCUCUUGUGUAUCCAGUUGCAAACGUCGGCCGCGUCGCAUGCAGAUUCAGGAUGACGCUGCCGUGUCACGCAACGCCAUGGGCAAAAAUCUGGCCCUGUAUCAACCCAAGAGUCUCUCGCUUCCGAACAACGAAGCAUUCGAGCUGCUGCUGAGAGCCUUGUCGGCACGUCUUGCAGGCAACCGUCUCGUGACAACAGUUAUACAAUGCUCAGAUUUCUACGAAGUGGAUGAUGAGGGAAGACGGUGGGGCUUGAAAGGUGCAUCGCAGGGCGAUAGUCGGUCCGCAGAACCAGAUACCUUCACCCCCCUACGCAUCAUUUCAAGACCACUAGCGUGGCAUAGGGAACCGGCUUGUGCCCGGAGAAGGCAGCAAUUCAAAAACAUCAGGUGAUCCAUUUGCGGUGUUGUGUAAUGUCACUGAUAAUAUGUUCGAAAUGUAGUGAACAUUUUUACACCUUAGCGAAUCUGGUACUUGCUCCUAUCAGCCAGGCUGCGAACGCUGAAUUUUGUCUAACCCAUCUUAUUAUUUGCAGCA